AUGAGUGAAAUGACUAGUGGAGAUGACAAUCUCAACUAUUCUGAAGAAAUUUGGGAGCCGAAAGUCUCUAAUAUGGAGCAAACCUUGGUUAGGUUAGUGUCGUCAGAGACUGAAAAACGAGGCAAAAAUAGUAAGCGAGGGGACUUGGGCGGGGCUCAGGCAGAGCCUGCGAUUCAGAAUCCAAGAGAUCAACACGUUAUACAGGGAUCAACAAAUGGGUGGAUGAACCGCUCGAAGUUCAAGCCUCACUUCAACAUUGGCCUGGCAGGAAACGUCAAAAUUGCGACUUGCAUAUAUUGCGGGAAAGUCUACAAAGAAGGCGAGUCGACAGGAAAUCUUUCGAAACACAUCACGAAUAACCACUUGGCAGAGUUUAAAUCGCUCGAAAAGUCAUUUACAAAAGAUCGCGUCUUAGAGUUGCUCUGCCACAAGGGACGGUCUUUGGCCAUACCGAGCAAACUUUGUGCAGAACUGAAAAGUGAUCUGGGCGCGUUUGCAUCUGUUUGUCUUUUUGCGGAAUCUUUGGCGCCCUUUGCUCUUGUGGACUGCGCCGCCUGGAAGUUGAUUAGUGGGAUCUCUGCUGAGACAUCGCUUGUAGAGACUCAAUCUAAGGCCUCAGAGCAAGUCAAUCGGUAUCUUAAGAGAUUUGACGAUGCUUUAAGUGGAAUUCUGGACCUAACAGACUUCGUGAACUUGCAGGUAAGCUCCGUGAGCGUGAACCAGAAAGAAGCUUCCUACCUGGCUUUGGCGAUAUCUUUUGCUCCCAAUCUUCUAAGUGACGACAAGGACUCCAGGCCCGAAAUCCUAUUGAAUAACUAUAUGGAAGCUGAAAAUUUGCAUCUCUUGGACCUCAUUGACGUUCGUGAAGUCUCGAGCGAGGGAGACCUCUGGCAGCAGGUGCGACAGCGGUUGCAAAAAUACGGGAUUUUGAACAAAAUUGCGACAGUGACGGCCAAUUCGGCUUGUUUUGAGGACGGGACAGCACAAUUGCUGGUGUCAAAGCUAAACGACAUUCCGGAGACCUCUGGCUGCACCUACUUGGGCCAAAUCCACCUUUUAUACUCGCCAAGUGCGCCUGCUACUAGGCAGUCAUCUUUGGCUUCCGCUCAAGAACUGUUGAACAACGCUCAGUUUCUCAACAGCAUUUUCAAAGUCAUGCAAUUCGAAAACGCAAUAGGCAGAGACUCACAGCUGCAGACGUCUCUGUCAAAAUUCGGACUCCCUACCACGCUAGGCGAGAAUAUUCACAGCAGGACGGCAACAUUUCUGGAGUGUCACGACAGAUUUCUCGGGUGGGCCAAGUCUCUUGACUUGAGCUCAAACGCUCAUGCAAGGGAUGUUCAGGACUCCCUUGAUCUUUCUGCGGAGACUCUGUGGCUGCUGAAAAGCUUUGUCAACGGUCAGCUCCAGGACGGUACCACGCCUGUGCUCGAGCCGAAACCCAGCGUUGUCUUCCUGUCUGACGACGCAAAGUCACGUGACGAAUCACACCCACUCCAGCAAAUCGCCGCAGCUUUGGACCCGUACGCCAGCUGGGAAAGUGUCAACUUCGAGCUGUGCACCACCCAGCUUCUGGGAACCUACUUCGAAGCAUGCGCUGCGAAGGAAGCGCACGCCGGACGCCACGCUGCCGCGCCAGAAAGCGGCCAGGCUCCCGCGGCAAAGGCCGCGCGGCCCGAAAACCAGCUUUUGAGCGAGUGGGAAACGUACCGCCACGAGGCCCUCGUGGCACACGCGGCCCAAGGCUCCGGGCUGUCGUACCUUGGCCGACGUGGUUCUCGAGUGGACUCGGUCACGUGGUGGCACGAGCGCCGAUUCCGACUGCCUCGGCUGUUCACGCUUGCAGUUGCCCUGCUGUACACCGCGGUCACGUGCCCGUCCUUUUCGGAAACUGUUUCUCUGAUGUCAAGGAACCACCCGCAAUGGGGCGCCGCCCCGUCUGCGACAUCGGCCAGUGCGCGGCGUCACUGUUGUAACCUACUUGUUCUGCGCAGUAGGCUCCAUCACAUGGGCCCACAGACGGUACACGUCGACCGCACUUAG
Lachancea mirantina is the source of this 2043-nucleotide messenger RNA. Lineage: Eukaryota; Fungi; Ascomycota; Saccharomycetes; Saccharomycetales; Saccharomycetaceae. The record is from the annotation of a GenBank genome assembly.